AUGUUCGCUUCCCUCCUAUCAUUCGGCCUGCAGGAGGAGGAGAAGGAGGCGGAGGAGCGCAAAAAGCAGGAACUCGCGAAGAAGCCCAAGCUCCGGGGGCGCGAGUGCCCCGGCGCCGAGCACAUCGUGGCAAGAAUGGAGGUGGAGCGGGAGGCGAGCUACGCCUACACCUUUCCCUGCCCGGAGAACGGCUACCAAGUGAUGCGCAGGCCGCAGAGCCGGGCGAAAAUUGCUGGCGUGAAACUGCCGAAAAUUCGAGGUACACAUGAUUGAUUCUAAGGAGGGCUUGUUUUUUCUUUUAGUGCGGCCAGAUUCUUUUCCACUCUGAUACUGAUUCAUUGAUUGUCCCCUUGCAUGCAAAGGUGUCCUUCCUUCUUGAAAGAGUAAGAGAAAGAACAAGAAGCAGAAAAGAAUUAGUAAUUCCAUGAUCCAAAUGCAAAUCCCAUCCACUUCUACUUCAGGCGAGGACCAGACCACGCCUCUCCCUCCUCAAACCGUCGAGGAGCAGAAGUGUCCGGGCGCGGCGCACAUCCGAAAGAAGAUGGAGAUGGAGAAAAAGGCAAUAAACGCCCUGAAAACCCCCUGCCCGCAAAACAACUACAGCGUGUACAUCGACGGCAAUGCCAUGCAGGCGAAAUUGCGCGCCAAGGAGAAACUUCUGGCCAAGCAGAUGAAGGAAAAAACCUCCUCCGGCCCCCGGCCGGCGCUGCGCAGUAAGCCCGAAGUGGUGUUCUCGGCGCAAAUUGAGAAGAGCGUGCUGGAAAAGAGUCUGGCGGAAAUGGAAACGGCAGUGAAGAAGCUGGAAGUGGAGAGCAAUAAAUCUGGAGAGGAAGAGGAAGAAGAUGAUCUAGAUUUCGGGAUGAUUUCCAGCUACGGGGGCGUCCGGCGAAGCAAAGCGAGUGGAACUACUGGCACAGCUCCUCAUGUAGCCGGCAGCGGGCGCGUGGCGGCGAAAAGAGUUGCCGUGCGUGGGGCUGCAGCUUCGGCAGAGAGUGACAACGAGGGAAGUAAUAUGGACGAAGAUUUUGGCAUGAUCUCCAGCUAUGGUGGGGUGCGGAGGAGCAAGGCCUCGGGUACCUCUAGCCCGAGGACUUCGAAAUCAGCAGGCGGUAGGAGUAAGAAAAACACCACAAGACGAGUUGACAUGCCGCCAGAAAGCGACGAGGACAUCGAUUUUGGGAUGAUCUCCAGCUACGGCGGAGUGCGGAGGAGCAAGGCUUCGGGUACUUCUAGCCCGAGGACUUCGAAACCAGCAGGUGGUAAGACAACUAAGAAAAACACCGCAAAACGAGUUGAUAUGCCGCCAGAAAGCGACGAGGAGAUCGAUUUUGGGAUGAUCUCUAGCUACGGCGGAGUGCGGAGGAGCAAGGCCACGUCGGGUCGUACUUCCAGCCCGACUUCGAGCGCAGGACCACCGCAAAGUAAGAAAAACACCGCAAGUAGACGAGUUGAUGUGCCCCCAGAAAGCGACGAAGAAAUCGAUUUUGGGAUGAUCUCUAGCUACGGUGGCGUCAGACGCAGUAA
This is a messenger RNA of Amoebophrya sp. A120, 1524 nucleotides long. NCBI's taxonomy places the organism in Eukaryota, Dinophyceae, Syndiniales, Amoebophryaceae. The record is from the annotation of a GenBank genome assembly.